AUGUACGGCCGCUCGGGGGCCGCCACUCUGCAUGGUGUUCCUUCUGGACCAAGAAACGUCAUCUCCAUUGUGAAUGAGACAUCUGUGACUCUGGAGUGGCACUCUCCGCGCGAGACAGGCGGCCGUGAUGAUGUCGUGUAUAAUAUUAUUUGUAAGAAAUGCCAGGCGGACCGUCGUUCCUGCUCCCAUUGCGAUGAUAACGUUGAGUUUCAGCCCCGGCAGCUGGGACUGACCGAAUCCAGAGUCUUCAUCAGUAACCUGCUGGCACACACUCUCUACACCUUUGAGAUCCAGGCGGUCAACGGCGUCACCAACAAGAGCCCGUAUCCUGCCCAGCAUGUCUCCAUAGACAUCACAACCAACCAGGCUGCUCCGUCCAUUGUUCCCAUAAUGCAUCAGGUCAGUUCGACGAUGAAAAGCAUCACGUUGUCAUGGCCACAGCCUGAACAGCCCAAUGGAAUUAUUCUCGAUUAUGAGCUGCUCUACUAUGAGAAGGAGCUGUCUGAGGUGAACUCCACACAGGUGAGGAGUCAGACGAACACGGCUCGUGUGGAUGGAUUACGGCCGGGCACCAUGUACGUGAUGCAGGUUCGCGCCAGGACGGUUGCCGGUUUCGGCAAAUACAGCAGCAAAAUGUGCUUCCAAACCCUCACAGAUGACGACUAUAAAUCAGAGCUGAGGGAGCAGUUGCCGCUGAUUGCGGGCUCAGCCGCGGCUGGAGUGGUCUUCAUUGUGUCUCUGGUGGCAAUAUCUAUAGUCUGUAGCAGGAAACGAGCUUACACUAAGGAGGCCGUAUACAGUGACAAACUCCAGCACUACAGCACCGGAAGAGGUGAGUUCGGGGAGGUGUAUAAAGGUCGACUGAAACUACCUGGAAAACGAGAGAUCUACGUUGCCAUCAAAACACUGAAAGCAGGCUAUUCUGAGAAGCAGAGACGUGACUUCCUGUCCGAGGCAUCAAUCAUGGGGCAGUUUGACCACCCCAACAUUAUCCGCCUGGAGGGUGUGGUCACCAAGAGCCGACCGGUCAUGAUCGUCACAGAGUUCAUGGAGAACGGGGCGCUCGACUCCUUCCUUAGGCAAAAUGAUGGGCAGUUCACAGGGAUCCAGUUGGUGGGGAUGCUGAGGGGAAUUGCUGCUGGCAUGAAGUACCUGUCGGAGAUGAAUUACGUCCACCGAGACCUGGCCGCCCGCAACAUCCUGGUCAACAGCAACCUCGUGUGCAAGGUGUCGGACUUCGGCCUGUCCCGUUAUCUGCAGGAAGACACCUCUGACCCCACCUACACCAGCUCACUGGGUGGAAAGAUCCCUGUGAGAUGGACCUCGCCGGAAGCCAUCGCGUACAGGAAGUUCACUUCUGCUAGUGACGUCUGGAGUUACGGUAUCGUCAUGUGGGAGGUGAUGUCUUUUGGCGAGAGGCCCUACUGGGACAUGAGCAACCAAGAUGUGAUCAAUGCUAUAGAGCAGGAUUACAGGCUGCCGCCCCCCAUGGACUGUCCCACUGCUCUCCACCAGCUGAUGCUUGACUGCUGGCAGAAAGAUCGGAACGCUCGGCCGCGCUUCACGGAUAUCGUCAAUACGCUCGACAAACUCAUCCGCAACCCCACCAGCCUUAAAGCAGUCGCCAGUAUACCCACUAUUCCGUCCCAGCCAUUGUUGGACAGGUCCAUCCCAGACUUCACCACCUUUAGUUCUGUAGAAGACUGGCUGGCCGCCGUCAAGAUGUCUCAGUACAGAGACAACUUCCUCAACUCUGGCUUCACAUCCCUACAGCUGGUCACCCAGAUGACUUCAGAGGACCUGUUGAGGAUAGGUGUGACUCUAGCCGGCCAUCAGAAGAAAAUCCUCAACAGCAUUCAGUCCAUGCACCUGCAGAUGUCCCAGUGCCAGACAGGCACAGCGCUGGCAUGACUACAGGGGGCGCCGGACGACGGGCCGGGCAACUUGCGGAAGAAUUACCAGCGGGUGAGCCCAAUCCCAUCGGAGCGCGCCAGAAUAGAGACUAUCAUCCUGAUCUGAUAACGUGUUUCAGGAGAGGAACCAUUAUCCCAUAUCCAACAGACCAGAUCGGAACAGGACCGCCGGGACUCACAGGGCAUCUGUUAACCUCUUCAGUCUACAUUUACAGGGAAAACCGAAGAAGCGGAUUCUUUUUGUCCUCUUCUCAUCAUUAAUUACCUUUACGAUGCUUAUCCAGAAAUCACAGUGACUGCUCAGAUUCCGAGACGUCUUGCAUCGUUUUCUACAAGGUUCUUUCGUUCUUCUUUUUCCCCGUUUUUUUUCCCCACUAUAAACCUUCUAUCCUCACUGCUUCCCACUUACACUACCUGUCGAUUUCGAUAUGGCUGACGUUGCCAAAGGACAUCCUGUAUGCCUGCGUCCCAUCCCUAGGUCAUACGAGCGUAAAUUAUGUAUAUCUUUAAAUAAAUACGAGUUUAUCUUCAGAGUAAACCUUCAUAUUGAAGGUGAAGUGUAACGGACCUGUAUGUAAAUACCCUCUUCUUCCGCUUGCAUUUUUGGCAAUGUUGCGUGUUGGACAAGAACCGCCGAUUCUGCAGGACACGAACUCACUUACGUCAGCGCGACGCCACGAGAACAAUCUGGGAUGAACUCUGACUCUGUCGAUGUUGUGUAAAUAUCAGUUAGUUGUGUAUAAACUAGCGUUAAAAAGAUAUACUUUAGGUGAAAAAAGCUACGCAUUCAGGCCACUAAACAGUGUUUAUUGUAGGUGUUUCCACGCUGAUGAGCACUUACGUGUACAGCUUUUCUUUCUUCCACCUCUUCUUCUACUUCUUCUAGUUGUUCUUGUUAGUUUCGUGUCAGAGUGUUUGAAUGCGUCGACUAGCGUUGGGAAGGUGCAUCGUCACCGCCUAAACUAGCUAAUACACUUAAAUGUAGUUCCACUGUUAAUAAGCUGUACUAAUGUUGGUCUUACAGGGUCUUUAAAACUAACGCUAAUCUGUUUCCAAGCAUGUGUUUACAUGAUAAGCCAACAGAAAGGUUGCAGGCAGGAAACGAAGAGACUCGCGAAACCGCUGCCCUUCACCACUUUUAUCAGGCCGAGUCACUCUCUCGGCUCCAGAUGCUUCUCGAUGACAUUGCUAAAUGCGGUACAUGUUCUUUCAUGUCAUCAGCUCUCCAUUUAUUUGUGUGUGUGUCUGGACUGAACAUCUGUGUGACCCCUUAUGAACAGAUGCCUAACGCCACCCCAUUGAGCACAUUCUACUUAAGCAGUCAGUUAAGCACUGUGUAACGCACAAACACACACACACACACACACAUAUUCUGUUGAUGGCUUUGGGCUGUUCCUUUUUGGUUGCCUUGGAGAAAUAGCAUCAACUGAAUGCUAAUAAUAAUAAUAAUUAAAGAUUAUUAUUAUUAAAGGUAACACUAUACAUUAAGGUCCAAGUUAUCAAUAUUAUAUUCAUGCGUUAUAUAUAACAUUUAACAAUACUUUUUAAACCAUUUUUUAAUCUAGAUUAAUGUUAAAGUCUAAAACUACUAAAACAUUCAGGUUGUAUUAAUGAACAUGAACAUAUUACAUUAAUCUAGAUUAGUAGAUGCCAUAAAAAAAUGCUAAUUGUUCAUAUGCAUGAACUUGUUAAUGAAGUUAACUUUAUUAAGUGUUACAAAUAACAUUAUUAUUUUAUUUAUUUUAUUAAUGUAGUACCAUUCAUAGCUAAAAUGUAGCUAAAAAUUGCCUACAAAUAAUACAAUAUCAUUUUAUUUUUAAAAAAUUGAACAACUAGAAGUGAAAAAUAAUAAAUAAAUCAAAAGUGAAUUUAAAUGUUAAAAAAAUAUAUGUAAUUACUUAAAGAGACCUAAAAUACUCAAACGCCAACUUAAAAGUAAAAAUAAUAAAACUAUGAAUGAUUGGGAGCUUGCCUAAUCUUUGUGUGCUGCAAAUGUUGGCUUUUAUGAUAAAAUCACUUGCAGCAUUCCUCAUUACAAGUGUUGUAAAUGAAUACAUAUAAAAGUAAUUGUUAAAAUGUUCCAGCUUUUGGGGUCAUAAUGGCUAAAAGCAGCUCCACAGGAUCUCAUAAGGUUUAACAUUAAAGGACCCCAAUGUAAGAUUUCAAACAUAAUGGUUUGUAGAGGUUAGCAGCUGUACCAUUCAUUUGCCUGAUGUGAAUGUGUGUGUGUAAUGAAUAAGCUGCUACAUUGCCUGUAAGUUAAUGAGACUCAUGGUUUAUGGUUAUUCUCUGCGAGCAACAUGCAACACACACACAAUCAUCACACAGAUAUACCCAAGGUUUUGCACCUAAUUGGCUACAAUGAAUUUCACCAUGGCAACCAAAGAGCGUAUUGGCUCUUUGUUGAGGAUGACACACUUUUACAGCUUCUGCCAAGAGGCAUAUUCAUUUUAUGCACACACACACACCUCAGCUGUAUUACAUUAAAGAAAGUGAAUCUGUUCCUCCAUACGACGGUAGUAGAGAUAAUGUCUGGCUCUAUAAAAGCAUUAGCGCGAGAUGAAGACAUCUUCCUUUCUGCCUCUGUGUAAAGGCAGCUCAAUUAAUGAUCACAAAGUAUCGUCCCCAUGGCCCGCGUCCAGCUCGUUCACGGCAGGGCGUAACCAAGCUGUCCGGUGUCCUGCCGUAUGGCCCAGCUGAAAAAUGGCUGACUUGCGCUCAAAGCCGUAGAUACGCUGGGGAGGGCGGAGCAUGCUGGGAUACCUGCGGGUACAGCACACAAACUGAGGAGAGUGA
This is a messenger RNA of Sinocyclocheilus grahami, 4709 nucleotides long. RefSeq names its product ephrin type-B receptor 1-like. Gene Ontology annotation, molecular function: transmembrane-ephrin receptor activity; protein binding; ATP binding. Lineage: Eukaryota; Metazoa; Chordata; Actinopteri; Cypriniformes; Cyprinidae. The transcript has 12 exons. Gene Ontology annotation, biological process: axon guidance; protein phosphorylation; ephrin receptor signaling pathway. The coding region runs from base 1 to 1911 and encodes 636 amino acids. Gene Ontology annotation, cellular component: dendrite; plasma membrane. The record is from RefSeq and is a predicted model, not a curated record.